GUUAAGCAUACAAUACUCCAAGGUCUACGUUUCCUGUCCUCAGCCUUCAAUCAACUUUCUAUUCGCGUUCAAGCGACCACAGACCGUACCUCCUCAGCAAGUGUUGCAAACUGUUACAAGUAGCUUUCCGCUUAACGUGCACUAGCUGCCAGGACUCAGUAAGGACCACAUAAGGAUGCUCUCCACACAACCGCUCAGCGCUGGGCCGACGUCACGCUCAACUGCGCGGUCCACGUCGCUGCGCAACGGGACAGCGGGGCUACGACGAGUACAGCGCGUGCAGCUUCGAGCUGUAGCGGUGCAGGCCGGCUCCUCACCAAAUGGCACCGGGGCCUCACCGCCCGCCGCGGUGCCGGCUGUGAAGGACUACCGCGUGUCGCUCUUUGACGCCAUGAAGUUCAACGGCCCCGCGCCCGAGCUCAUCAACGGCCGCCUGGCCAUGCUGGGGCUGGUGGCGGGCGCCUGGGAGGAGGCACACGGCGCGGGCCAGACCUUUGCGCAGCAGGCGGCGCAGCUGCCGCUGGCAGAGCUGCUGCUGCUGGGCGUGUGGGUGUACGCGUCACUAGUGCCCAUUCUCAAGGGAGCCAAGAUGGAGGCGUUCGGCAUGUUCACGCCGCGGGCCGAGAUCACCAACGGGCGGGCGGCCAUGCUGGCGCUGGGUGUGCUGCUGCUACUGGAGGACAAGGCCGGCGUGCCGUUCUUCUGAGAUGUUCGGAGGGGCGCUGGGCAGGUGGCGUUGGGCAGGUGGCGCUGGGCAGGGCAGGGACUAUUGGGGUACUACCAGGCAGGAUGUGGACGCGUUCCAAGUCGUAGUGGUGGUGAUGGUGGCGAUGGAGGUCAUGCUGUGGGUCGAAGGGUGUGCGGCAAAAGCUUAGUACCAGUCUCCGGAGUUUGCAGAACCUUUAGAAAUAGGUCUUCAGGGUCGGGCCGGAGCUUCCAGGUCAGGAUCGGGUUUGUCGCCAACGCUCCAUUGUUGCUGGGAUGGCUUGAACGGAAUCAGUGCCGCGGUGUCCGGUGCGGCGUGUCCAGUUGCGAACGUGGGCUGGAAUUGGGCGGCACAGCGGCCGUGGCUUCAGAGCUUUGGAGCUGGCUGGUGGCCUGGUUCUGUCUGUUGGAGCCGAUGGGCGGAGAGCUGUGGGAGGUGCGGGCAGAGGUGCGCGUGUGUGGCCAGCGCCGCAGCGGUUGAGUACGUGUGGCUGUCCAGUGUCCAGAGUUUCUGCCGUGGGUGCCUGGCGGACAAGAGGCAACAGCGCGCCGAGGGCGAUGCCCCCGCGUUGACGGACGGCCCAUGUAAGUAUUGGCUAAC
Chlamydomonas reinhardtii is the source of this 1306-nucleotide messenger RNA. RefSeq lists its product as uncharacterized. The record is from RefSeq and is a predicted model, not a curated record. NCBI's taxonomy places the organism in Eukaryota, Viridiplantae, Chlorophyta, Chlorophyceae, Chlamydomonadales, Chlamydomonadaceae. The transcript has 3 exons. Bases 176 to 706 code for a protein of 176 amino acids.